AUGAUCUCUCUCACUAAUGCUACACCGCGUCAACACAUCGCACUUGACAUAUUCAACCUUAACGAGGAGGUUGGCGCUCACUGUAGCACGUGGCCAGGUGAACUCUACCUUCACGGAAUUGAUGCCACGAAUGACAAAGACGCGCACAUACUAAACUGUUGCACGACAAGCAGUAUUAUCUACUGGGCGAAUCCACAACACUACUCGGUCAUUCCCUGGCUGACGUUUAAAGUCCCCGCUGAACCUCAUCCUCAUCAGAAGCAAAUGACCUAA
Messenger RNA from Soboliphyme baturini, 273 nucleotides. The record is from the annotation of a GenBank genome assembly. Lineage: Eukaryota; Metazoa; Nematoda; Enoplea; Dioctophymatida; Soboliphymatidae.